AUGUCUUCCUCUCUGCGCGAUGCCAUUCCAGAGCCGGACCAUGCGUCCUCAGAUAGCGAUUCUACUUCCGACAGCCUGAGCCCCGCCAACGACGAAGGAUGGGAGGACGUGGAGCCAGAAGACGAUUCGCAACCCGUGGUGGGACUGUUCAGUGCAGACGUAUAUCCUGACGUUCGUCUGAUGCUGAAGGAAACGAAGGAAAAGUACAAUUUUGACCUGGUAAAGGUGCGGAAGGAUCUUGAUCUUGGCUUUCUAGACGCCAUCAAACUAGUCAACUACAUACGGUUGGAAGUACAAAAGGGUAACAAGAGUCCCGAUGUUAGCUCAAAGUCGCUCUUUAAUGACGAUGCAUACCUGAAGCCGGUCCUUGACGACGAUGCGUUGCUCUAUAGCUUGGAUGACUUGGCGGAUGACGGUGAAGAAGACGGCACCAAUAACCAGAACACAGAAAAACGUGUCCAUGACCUUGAGGAAGAGCUGGAGCUCCUUCGAGGUCAAUUCGCCAAUUACAGAUUAGACGUGCAAAGGUCCAUGAGUGAGCAGCUUCAGUCAACUGAUGACUCAAUGAGUGCGAAACCUGCAGUUCCCAAAACCGAGAGCAGCAGUAGGAUUGAAGAGGCUGAUGCAGACUACUUUACCUCAUACUCCACCAAUAGUGCGUUAUCAAUGUUAUUGUUAGUUCAUAUUUGGCAGCCGACUAUGCUCAAAGACACGAUCCGCACGGACUCAUACCGAGACUUCAUCUAUGACAAUAAAGGCUUGUUCAAAGGCAAGGUGGUUCUAGACGUGGGUUGCGGCACUGGAAUUUUGUCCAUGUUCUGUGCAAAAGCAGGGGCCAAAACGGUCAUCGCAGUAGACAAUUCCAAUAUCAUCCAAAAAGCCAGAGAGAAUGUUUACAAGAACGGAUUUGCAGACAUAAUUCACUGUGUUCGUGGAAAAAUCGAAGAAGUCACUUUGCCAGUUCCCAAAGUCGACAUCAUUGUGUCGGAAUGGAUGGGAUAUGGUCUACUCUUUGAAGCAAUGUUGGAUUCUGUCCUUUGGGCGAGGGACCAUUACUUGAACCCAGGUGGACUCAUGGUACCUUCCCAUACGACUCUACGGAUCGCCCCAUAUGUGGAUUCUGACUUUGUCGACUCACAUGUGACAUUCUGGAAAUCGGUUUACGGCUUUGACAUGUCCGCUAUGCUUACCAAUAUCUACGAUGAGGCUAUUGUCACUACUACGAAGCCCGAACACGUCGCCGGCGAUUCCGCCGUUUUCCUCCCACUUCCGCUCCACACCAUAACCGUGGAUGAGUUGACUUUCUUGAAGAAUUUUGAGGUCACUCUCAAAGAAGACAUUGAUGCACUUGAUGGAUGGAAUAUUUGGUUUGACACCUUUUUCAUGCCGUCUCCCUCUACAAAAUUUGACAACAACGCCGUUCCGUCAGUCAUGAAAAAGGAAGGGUUUGUGGCAUUCACAACGGGCCCGUUCGGAACAGAGACUCACUGGCAACAAUGCGUUUUGCUCGCUGAUCACAGUGAGACAAAAGCCGUGCCGUUGAAAAAGGGCCAAGUCAUCAAAGGUAGCAUAGCCUACCGAAAGAAAGAAGAAGGGUCGCGUGCCCUGGAUAUUGACGUUUGCUGGAACAUUGAGGGUCUUCAAGAGCGAAAGCAGACUUGGUCGUUGCAAUGA
Messenger RNA from Talaromyces proteolyticus, 1674 nucleotides. RefSeq names its product protein arginine methyltransferase RmtB. Gene Ontology annotation, biological process: peptidyl-arginine methylation. Gene Ontology annotation, cellular component: nucleus. The transcript is spliced from 4 exons. Gene Ontology annotation, molecular function: protein-arginine N-methyltransferase activity. Bases 1 to 1674 code for a protein of 557 amino acids. The record is from RefSeq and is a predicted model, not a curated record. Lineage: Eukaryota; Fungi; Ascomycota; Eurotiomycetes; Eurotiales; Trichocomaceae.